Armigeres subalbatus is the source of this 1317-nucleotide messenger RNA. RefSeq lists its product as uncharacterized. Lineage: Eukaryota; Metazoa; Arthropoda; Insecta; Diptera; Culicidae. Bases 1 to 1317 code for a protein of 438 amino acids. Gene Ontology annotation, molecular function: aspartic-type endopeptidase activity. Gene Ontology annotation, biological process: proteolysis. The record is from RefSeq and is a predicted model, not a curated record. The transcript has a single exon.
AUGGAAGACAAUAAACACGUACCUUCGGUCAGUGCAAGUGUAUCAGGUGGGCAGGAACCAGUAAACGUGGACGUGAAUCUGCCUCGACUCAACCCACCGGUGAUGACAGCAUCGAACAUCGAAUUCUGGUUUGCUGCUUCGGGACUCGGAAAUCAACACGAUUCGAAGAAAUACAACAUUGUCAUGGCACAGGUGCAGCCAGAGAAGCUAACAGAGCUACGCGCUAUCAUAGAUGCCACUCCUGCUUCCGAAAAAUAUUCCUACAUCAAACGAAAAUUGAUCGAUUACUUCGCUGAUAGUCAGCAGAAACGAUUGCAACAAGUUCUGUCUGACAUGCCACUUGGUGACAUGAAGCCAAGUCAGCUGUACAACGAAAUGACACGAGUAGCCGGUAAUUCGUUGGGUGUACCCGUACUGCUUGAUCUAUGGGCAUCCCGGCUUCCUCCGCACGCACAAGCUGCAGUGAUUGCUUCAAAAGGAGAUCCUUCAGAAAAGGCAACAAUCGCUGAUGCUAUCGUCGACGCCAUGGGCUUUCGUAACGUGAACUCAAUAAGUAACACUGCAUCAACCGUUCCAGCAAAUAUUUCAGAGACUCCAGCUUCGGGUAGUAUAGAGGAACUUCAACGAGAAAUCGCUCAAUUAACCAGGAGGUUCGACCAAAUGUUUCGACCUCAAAGGAGUUCACGAGACCGGUCCCGCUCUCGCAGUCAAAGCAGAAGAAGUCAACACUACAACUCGGAAUCAACGUAUGAUAUGUGUUGGUACCAUCGUACUUUUGGAACUGAUGCACUUCGAUGCCGGAAACCGUGUACCUUUGGAGAGACUGCGAAAACUAAACAACAAUGGCGCCAUUCGUACGGUUCUGCGUCAGCAAUUGGGAAACCUUCCGACGCAGCUACAAUUUUUCGCCUGAAAAUAGCAGACACUAUUACGAACAGAAGUUUCCUCAUCGACACUGGUGCCGAUGUAUCAGUAAUUCCAAGAAACUCGGCUUUAGGUCGAGUAAAACCAACCACGUUAAAACUUUUUGCUGCAAACGGAACUCAAAUCCAGGUAUACGGAGAAGCGCUACUGAAAGUAAGUCUUGGCCUUCGAAGAGAGUUUUUAUGGACUUUCCUCAUAGCAGAUGUGACGACAGGAAUUAUCGGUGCAGAUUUUAUCUGCCACUACGAUCUGCUAAUCGAUCUCAAACGCCAUCGCUUGAUUGGCAACACAACGCAAGCGCCAACAAACGAGUAUUCCAUUAAGACGUUUAGUAGCAAAUCACCGUAUGCCGAACUGUUGGCUGAAUUUCCAUCCACCCGGUACGGUAACUAA